CCUAGCGGCAGGAGGAGGAAGGCGCACAGCGGGUGGAGAGAGUAGGGGUGCGCCAGGGCGAGGCAACCCCUUCCGGAGCCCGGGGAAUCCCGGCCGCCACUGGGGGCCGUGCCACCGCCCUCGCGGGACCAACGAUUUCGGCGCGUCCCCAACUUUGUGGCUCCCUCAGGCCGCGGCGACUGGGAGAGAGAUGCCUUCCAGCGGCAGAGCGCUGCUGGAUUCGCCGCUGGACAGCGGCUCCCUGACCUCCCUGGACUCUAGUGUCUUCUGCAGCGAGGGUGAAGGGGAGCCCUUGGCGCUCGGGGACUGCUUCACGGUCAACGUGGGCGGCAGCCGCUUCGUGCUCUCGCAGCAGGCGCUGUCUUGCUUCCCGCACACGCGCCUUGGCAAGCUGGCCGUGGUGGUGGCUUCCUACCGCCGCCCCGGAGCCCUGGCCGCGGUGCCCAGCCCUCUGGAGCUUUGCGACGAUGCCAACCCAGUGGACAAUGAGUACUUCUUCGACCGCAGCUCGCAGGCAUUCCGCUACGUCCUGCACUACUACCGCACGGGCCGCCUGCAUGUCAUGGAGCAGUUGUGCGCGCUCUCCUUCCUGCAGGAGAUCCAGUACUGGGGCAUCGAUGAGCUCAGCAUCGAUUCUUGCUGCAGGGACAGAUACUUCAGAAGAAAAGAGCUGAGUGAGACUUUAGACUUCAAGAAGGACACGGAAGACCAGGAAAGUCAACAUGAGAGUGAACAGGACUUCUCCCAAGGACCUUGUCCCACCGUUCGCCAGAAGCUCUGGAAUAUCCUGGAGAAACCUGGAUCUUCCACAGCUGCCCGUAUCUUUGGGGUCAUCUCCAUUAUCUUCGUGGUGGUGUCCAUCAUUAACAUGGCCCUGAUGUCAGCUGAGUUAAGCUGGCUGGACCUGCAGCUGCUGGAAAUCCUGGAGUAUGUGUGCAUUAGCUGGUUCACUGGGGAGUUUGUCCUCCGCUUCCUGUGUGUGCGGGACAGGUGUCACUUCCUGAGAAAGGUGCCAAACAUCAUAGACCUCCUUGCCAUCUUGCCCUUCUACAUCACUCUUCUGGUAGAGAGCCUGAGUGGGAGCCAGACGACACAGGAGCUGGAGAACGUGGGGCGCAUUGUCCAGGUUUUGAGGCUGCUCAGGGCUCUGCGCAUGCUAAAGCUGGGCAGACAUUCCACAGGGUUACGCUCCCUUGGGAUGACAAUUACCCAGUGCUAUGAAGAAGUCGGCCUACUGCUCCUAUUUCUUUCCGUGGGAAUCUCUAUCUUUUCAACUGUAGAAUACUUUGCUGAGCAAAGCAUUCCUGACACAACCUUCACAAGUGUCCCUUGUGCAUGGUGGUGGGCCACCACCUCUAUGACCACUGUGGGAUAUGGGGACAUUAGACCAGACACCACCACAGGCAAAAUCGUGGCCUUCAUGUGUAUCUUAUCGGGAAUUCUUGUCUUGGCCUUGCCUAUUGCUAUUAUUAAUGAUCGCUUCUCUGCUUGCUACUUUACCUUGAAACUCAAGGAAGCAGCUGUUAGACAGCGUGAAGCCCUAAAGAAGCUUACCAAGAAUAUAGCUACUGACUCAUAUAUCAGCGUUAACUUGAGAGAUGUCUAUGCCCGGAGUAUCAUGGAGAUGCUUCGACUGAAAGGCAGAGAAAGAGCAAGUACCAGGAGCAGCGGGGGAGAUGAUUUCUGGUUUUGAAUUAAUUUUCAACUUAUUUACAAAAGCUAUGUACAAUUAACUAAAUUGAUAAAGCAAUGAUGUAGAUUUCUGUAUUCUGAUGAUGUGUCUCUUCGGAGCACUGCUCAUCUUAAUUAAUUUUUGCUGAUACAUUUCUUCGUCUACUAGAAUAUUCAUAUCACCUAUAACAACUGCACAAUGUACUGACAUAUCUGAGUGUCCAAAAUAGCCAAUUAACACAACCAAAUACAACUGGGCCAAUAUAAACAUGUUUGAAUUGUCAAAUAUAAAAUAAUAUUAUUGCAAUAUAUACAAAAUAGUUAGAUUUUAUUUAUCACUAAUUUUAGAAGUUUUUUGCACCACUGAUUUUUUUAAAAUGAAAGUUGAACUGCAUGGCCCAGAGAAAGAUAAGUGAAUAUUUAAGAACAUACUGAACAAUUUUGCUAUUUAAAGCUAUUAUCCAAGUACAUAAAUCACUCCUUUCUCUAUCAGUUUAAGCUAUUGAAUAUAAUAAUUACUUUGCAAGAGAAAACUCUUUUCUGAUGGGCAGAGAUUGUAUCCCUAUUUUCUUUUUCAUGCAAACCGCCAGUCACAAAUGAACUGAUCUCUAUAUCCCAUUAUUACUAUAAGAGGUGGGAAUCCCAAAACUCCUUAGAUUGCAGUACAUGAGUGUACACAAAGACUUGAACAAUUGCACAUCUUCAUUCUCCCAAAUUAGUAUAAUAUGUGGAGCAUAAAACAGCAUAUUUCUUAGUACUUCAUGAAAAUCAGAUGGUCUUUUAUGGAUGUACUGUUCACGUUAUGGUUUUAAAGUAAUGAAUAUGUAAAAGUGAGGUAGUAAACAUCCUAAAUUUACACAUUGAAAUUAUUAAAUAAUCUUAUUUCAUAAAAUGAGAAAUAUAUGUUGAAUGACAUCAAUGGACAAACUUGAAGACCUUUUAUUUAUUAAAAAAAUAUUAUGGACAGCUUUCCGGUUGUUGGGGUAAAUAGCAAAUGUUCAAACUUUGCAGGCAUUUUGACAGCAUUUUGACAUUUAUGAUAAUAAUACGAUUCCAAGACAUUCUGUUAUAUAAUUAAAGCCAAAACUGCCAAAGCUAAGAAUUA
This is a messenger RNA of Callithrix jacchus (white-tufted-ear marmoset), 2776 nucleotides long. RefSeq names its product potassium voltage-gated channel modifier subfamily V member 1 (gene KCNV1). Gene Ontology annotation, cellular component: membrane; voltage-gated potassium channel complex. The record is from RefSeq and is a predicted model, not a curated record. Gene Ontology annotation, biological process: action potential; protein homooligomerization; potassium ion transmembrane transport. NCBI's taxonomy places the organism in Eukaryota, Metazoa, Chordata, Mammalia, Primates, Cebidae. Gene Ontology annotation, molecular function: protein binding; voltage-gated potassium channel activity.